AUGGGGCGGUUACGCUGGCAGGCGGUGGCGGUGGCGGCCUUGGGCCUCGCGGUCGCCCUGGAGGCGCUGCCCUCGGCCUUGCGCUGGUGGCGGGCCGGGCGGCGGCGGAGGCCACGGCACGAGGUUCUCUUCUUCCCGUCGCAGGUGACCUGCACAGAGGCGCUGCUGCGGGCGGCGGGCGCGGGGUCGGCGGCGCCCCCCGCGGGCUGCCGGUGCGGCCUGCCCCACGGCGAGAGCUCGCUGAGCCGCCUGCUGCGCGCCCUGCUGGCCGCCCGCGUGAGCCUGGAGCUUUGCCUCUUCGCCUUCUCCAGCCCGCAGCUGGGCCGGGCGGUGCAGCUGCUGCACCAGCGCGGGGUGCGCGUCCGCGUCAUCACCGACUGCGACUACAUGGCGCUCAAAGGCUCGCAGAUCGGCCUGCUCCGCAAGGCAGGCAUCCAGGUGCGGCACGAUCAGGACCUGGGCUACAUGCACCACAAGUUCGCCAUCGUGGACAAGAAGGUGCUGAUCACCGGCUCCCUCAACUGGACCACACAGGCCAUUCAGAACAACAGAGAAAAUGUUUUGAUUAUGGAGGAUGAAGACUAUGUAAGGCUUUUUCUGGAAGAAUUUGAGCAUAUUUGGGAAGAGUUUAACCCUACAAAGUACACUUUCUUCCCACAAAAGAAGGGAAGUCACUGA
Messenger RNA from Pteronotus mesoamericanus, 678 nucleotides. It is a transcript of the gene PLD6, whose product is annotated as phospholipase D family member 6. The transcript is spliced from 2 exons. Bases 1 to 678 code for a protein of 225 amino acids. Gene Ontology annotation, molecular function: RNA endonuclease activity producing 5'-phosphomonoesters, hydrolytic mechanism. The record is from RefSeq and is a predicted model, not a curated record. Gene Ontology annotation, biological process: piRNA processing. Gene Ontology annotation, cellular component: mitochondrion. NCBI's taxonomy places the organism in Eukaryota, Metazoa, Chordata, Mammalia, Chiroptera, Mormoopidae.